Molecule: messenger RNA, 2112 nt
Organism: Penicillium canariense
Lineage: Eukaryota; Fungi; Ascomycota; Eurotiomycetes; Eurotiales; Aspergillaceae
Product: Zn(II)2Cys6 transcription factor
Exons: 3
Coding region: 1-2112 (703 amino acids)
Biological process (GO): positive regulation of transcription by RNA polymerase II
Cellular component (GO): nucleus
Molecular function (GO): zinc ion binding; DNA-binding transcription factor activity, RNA polymerase II-specific; transcription cis-regulatory region binding
Source: RefSeq, a predicted model, not a curated record
AUGGAGCAAUCGUAUCACCAGUCCCAGGCAGCCCUAGCUGGCUUCCUCGAUUCAAUGCAGCAGGACACCAGCAUGUCCGCAUACAGUCUCUUUGGCCCGUCGCAGUAUCCUGAGAGCGUUGCGUUCUGGCAUGAUCCCUCCGCGGCGCCGGCCAUGGCUAUUUCCGCUUCGUCAUACCUGCCCAAGCAGCCGACCCUGCUGCAGCCCAUCCCGGAUCAGAAGAAGCAUAAGCGCACCCGCAGCGGCUGCUUUACCUGUCGCUCGCGCCGCAUCAAAUGCGACGAAGGCCGCCCCGUCUGCGAGCGCUGCCGGAAGGGUAGUCGGGACUGCGUCUAUCCGUCGCCCGCAGCGCCCUCAGCCAAGGGCUCCCGCACAUCGGCAAAGGCGCGCAGCGCGCGCCCCCAGUCGCAAUGCAGUGACUCAUCCGGAAAGGUGGAAGCCGAAGAUGCUGGCCCGCUCGAGCCCAUCAUCGACGAGGAGGAACCUGAUGAGGCCGGGGUGAGCUCGGGGCUCUCGCCAACGAGUAGGGGCGGUGCUGGCCAGUCGCACUCCGAUCUGCAUCGCACGCAAAGCGGUCAGUCGCUGCGGAAGCGCAGCAUCAAUCCGUCGCCGGAGACAGGAUCGUUCCAUCUGGAGCCAAGCAGCUCGCCAUCGACCGAGUCGUCACGGUUUGAGUCGAUAAGUGUGCGGUCGGCGAGUGUCGGUCAGUCUACGCUAGAUCUGCUCAACAAUAGCCGGCUACCGGAGGAUUUGCGGUUCUACUUGGAUUUUCACCAACAGUACAUCUCGCAUGAGCACUUCUUUCUGAGACAGGGCAGCGCUCGCUUCAUCCAUCACAGCAUCAUCGAACUCGCACUGGGGUAUGACCCUCUCUUGUAUGCCCUGGUGGGAUUUGCCGCAUAUCACCACACUUUGCAGAGUGGAGGCAAGCUCUAUGCUUUCCUGAAAUACUAUAAUAAAGCCUUGGUGCUCUUACGCAAGUCCUUGGGAUCGGCAACGGAACACAGUGAAGCAACAUUAUGUACCGUUCUUGUUCUGACGACAUUUGAGGAGUACAUCGGGGAUUGGGUCAACCUGAUCGAUCACCACCAAGCCGCACACGCCUUGAUGCGAGAACUAUUGACACCGGAAUCGUCCAAUUUAAUCGAGCUACAUACCAACAUCUUUCUCUGGUACGCACGGUUUGACGUCGUGGCCGGCAUCUUGGCCGGCACAGAGGCGAUUCUGGGCCGUGACUGGUACAUGGCCAAGGAGCAACACGAUGCCCACCAAGCAGCCCUUUACCCCGACGAUCCAAGCAAGCAGCUCGCGCUAGUGGCCUCGAUCAAUCGUCGCUUCGGGCUGGACAUGGCCUCGCUCUAUGCCAAGCUUUCGCGCGGUAUGAUUCCGGUGGACCAGUUUGCCCUACAGAACGAACAACUCGGUCAAACCUUGAAACGUGCGAAUAACAUUCUCAAGCAAUUCGAUGAUUCUGAAGACACCGUACACUCGUAUGCGAAUCAGCAGCCUCUGACGGAUGAUGAUAUCGUGGAUCCGUACGUGCCAGGCUGUAUACACCAGGGACCUCUUUGGGAUGCCAACUAUGCAAGGAUUGAUCUCCUGUCCACCGAAUUGAUGUUCAAGUACCAGACCAUGCUAUCUCUGAAGCAGCCGCUGCUCCCAGAUCUGCAGCGUCUGGCACUUGAACAAUGCCAAUUGAUUGAAACAAUUUCACGCUGGCCUGGUAGGAGCAAUGGGUUCUGCAUCGGCUUCAAGAAUAGUCUUGGCCUUUCGAGCAUGUUUCUACCAAGGGACAUGAAGCAUCAGAUGUGGUCGAGGCGCAAGCUGGCCCUAAUGGAGCAAAAUGGUUAUAUCAUUGCCCCCCGAUUCCGCACCGCCCUCGCUGCCAUCUGGCAACUCCCCGAAAUCGAGCAUUGGUGGCUGCCCAACGACGAAGGCUACUCAGACAUUAUCCAGGAGAUCCGGGGUAUGUCCGAGGAGCGCAUGAAUCAGCCUCGUGACGACGACUUCCGCGAGAAUGUUCGGGACAUGAAAUCGCUCUUCUGGAAACUUAACGUGGAUGAGCAGGAUGAUGAGCAAAGCCCUUCAAGCAGCCAUACCAGCUAUACCUGA